Colletotrichum truncatum is the source of this 1350-nucleotide messenger RNA. The record is from RefSeq and is a predicted model, not a curated record. NCBI's taxonomy places the organism in Eukaryota, Fungi, Ascomycota, Sordariomycetes, Glomerellales, Glomerellaceae.
AUGCGAUCGCCACCAAGCCAAGAUGACGAUGAGACCACACAUCAGUAUUGCAAAGCAGUUUUUCAGGAAGAUAGUAACAAAGGCAUUGAAGGAGCUCCAAAUUUUUCUCGAAAAUUUCUUAUUACUUGUCAGUUUGAGGAUAUCCCCUUCAGAGAGCGUGAAAGCAGCUGCUGGCUCAAUCUUGUCAGUUUUGAUGCUGUCAUUGCCAAGGGCUUUCCGGUUCCGCAACGGCAAGAAGAGAAGGGAAUCGAAAUACCGCUUGCGGUAUUGGCUCAAAUGGCUGGAAUUCAGCACGCAGUUGAGUUCAUGGGUGGUUUCGUCAUGAAAGGCCCCACGUCAAUGCUGGUCCCUAUCAGCCGCAAUGCCGACAUUAUCCAAUGGCACCUGGUUUCGUCUCCAAAUCACCGACAAAGACUUUCUUACGCAGAAGGCGUAAGUCAGUGCAGGCAUCGUGCGCUGGUCGACCAAGUCAGCCUCGAGGCGUUGUACAGCAGUCGCGCUAUUGUUGGAUGGUGGAGACAGGCGAGAACGAGGCUAGGAGACGAAGAUGUUGAUUACGAAGGUAUCGACUACUCAACGGCAAAAGACUACGCCCCCGCUGUUAAGAUCUCCAAUAUUUCAGCCGGUUUCCAGCAAUUCGGUACCGCACAGAUAGAAUUUGUGCUCGGCCGAAAGGAUUUCCGAUUUCACAUGAAAUGGGCCGGCGCAUACGAAGAUAUGCUUAUUGCAGCAAAGAACAUGAGAAUCUUGCUCUACGACACUGGUGAAAAGAGGGCUUGGCUUGUAAGUGGUGACGAAGUUAUCCUACACAUCAUCAGGAAGCGAGGUUCCAUGAAGCCUUUCAUUGUGAACGGUGAAAAGGUCAGAAUACCAUGCGCAGACUCCGCAGAGCAAAGCUUGUUACGAAAUAGAAAGUUGGUGCUCAUAGACGAUGAUGAAAAGCCCGAGACAUUGCGAUCAAUGGCCUCCAGAUACUUCGACAUUUUAGAGUAUCUUUUAGCCCUAAAUGUGGAGAAGAGACAACAGCCACAGACACCUGUCGGUAUACCUUUCCAAGAUGAUCUGCUUGGUUAUGAGUUCAUGGCCGUCGUAGAUAGGCGCAUGACCGGACAUCUCAAGAAAUACACCCUCUCAAAGACGAGUGGCGGGUGGAUCAAGCUUGUGGAAGACAGCGAUGCUUUGGUCCUUCUCGCGAGUGGGUUCAAGGAUUUGAUCUGCCCAGCAGAGGAUGCCAACGGUCUAUGUCACACCUGGCGCACCUUACCAAAAGAGAAGGAUUACCUCGCCACCAAAAGGUACAAGUUUGUUCGAAUCCUGCGCAGAACCCAAGUCUUUCCAGUGUUCCUGUGA